CUUACACUCAUAUGCAAACUAUGCGGGGUUAUAUAUCGUCUAUCAUAUAUUUUGGUGAUGUUCUCUGAAGGAAGAAAUACAAAAACUUUUUGUUUUAACUUUGGUUCAUGGGAACAACGAACUACUUGCGAUCUCCUAGCGGCCGCUUCAUACACAAAUCAAAUUCAGAUGACGAAACAAAGCGUCAUAUCUUCCCUGGAAGAGAAACUUCAAGAUCUUCAUCUUCUUCAGCGGCAAGUAUUAGAAGAACGAAAUUUUUAGUUAGAAGACCGCCUUGUACAGCCAUUCCAGACAUAAGAAGAGAAGAUUGUCUGACAGAAGGAAGUUAUCUGAUUCAAAGGAAAUCAGGCAAUGAUAAGGAUUCAGAUCAGUCAUACUAUAAUCAAGAUGGAGCUCAUCAAAGAAAAAUGAAUUUUGAAGAGCUUAGCUCGCCAUGUACUGCAGAUCAUACUUUUUUAAUAACAAGAUAUACAGGUCCAAGAACUCAGCGACCAGUGGCAGCUCUACGGCGAAAUGUAUCAACUGUUUCAACAUCAACAGAGGAAAUGUAUUCAUCCACUGGCACAGUUGAUGGGGAAAGGUCGGGCGUUUCGGCACACGGAUUCAAAUUUUUUGAGAUGUCGUUGAAAUUGAACGAACAUGACAAUAAAUCAGCUUGCACGAAUUCCUUCUCAUUCAGCAGAAAAGAUGCUACGACUGGAACGGAUAUACAGGAAAAUAUGUAUUCGAGUGCAGGCACGCAAAGUAGUUUCCAUUUAAUUGGAGUCGGUGAUCAGAGUAAAUGUCUGGACGAAAAGAAUAAUUCUAAAGAUGCACAUGAAAAACUUGAAACAACGGUGGAAAAUACACCAAACACUACAGAGAAUCAAGGCAUACUUCAGAACGAGGAUUUCAGCGUUGGAAGUAUUCUAAGACUUUUUGAGGAUCAAGGUAUACUGAAGGAACAUAACGUAGAUGUCAUUCCUGAAACACCAGAAAAUCAAACAAAUAAAAUACAAAAGAAGAAUGGUUGUUGUAGCGAACGAUUUCCAGAAGGCCUAUCCCUAAAAUAUUCCAAGAUUAUAGAAAUUUCAAGAAAACCUACAGAACUUCUGCAAGAUUCACCAAAGGAACAUAGUGUAGGAGCCAUCCCGAAAACACCUGAAAAUCGUAAAAAAAGUCCAUCUAAGAAAGAGUUGAAGAGUGCAGAAUCUAUUCCAAAAACACCAGAAUAUCGUAAAAAAAGUUCAUCUAAGGAAAGGCUGAAGAGUGCAGAAUCCAUUCCAAAAACACCAGAGUAUCGUAAAAAAAGUUCAUCUAAGGAAAGGCUGAAGAGUGCAGAAUCCAUUCCAAAAACACCAGAGUAUCGUAAACAAUGUUCAUCUAAGGAACGGCUGAAGAGUGCAGAAUCCAUUCCAAAAACACCAGAAUAUCGUAAAAGAAGUCCAUGUAAGGAACAACUGAAGAGUGCAGAAUCCAUUCCAAAAACACCAGAAUAUCGUAAAAAAAGUCCAUGUAAGGAACAACUGAAGGUUAUAGAGUGCAUUCCGAAAACACCAGAAACUCAUAAAAAAGGUGCAUCUAAGAGCCGUAGUACAAGUAGAGAAAGAAGUAUAAAAUCUUCGAUAAAUAAAGAAGUGCCUAAGAAAGCUAAUGCAAUCGAAAAAUGUAUCCGAAAAUGUUCAGAGCAUAAAGGAUUGAACAAAGGUAAAUCUAAGAAGAGCCGUGAGAGUGUUUUAAGUCAUCAGAAGAAAAAAGGUACAUCUAGGAGAGCUUCGUCGGUAGAAUGUAUUCCGAAAUCUCAAGAAAAUAAAGAAUUUGUAAAGAGUGAGCAAAUUAACGAAGGCACAGAUGAACAAGUAGGAAGUAUAAAAUAACUGGCUUGGAGACGAGGACUUAGUGCCCGAACCGAAACGGGGGAUCUUGCAGACUGAAAGAAAGAGAGUCAAGUCCACCGUAAGAUUUUUAGAUAAAGAAGUAUCAGCGCAAGUUGAUAAAGAAGAGAAAUCAUCCCUUACAGAUGAGCAUGGUCCUUCAGUUAUUUAUAUGAAGCCAAAAAUCGCAUCACUAAACAAGGGGACUCAGUGGCAAGGUCUAAAUACAAGACGGCGAGAGGCUAAUGGCUGCAGAAAAUUCCUUAGGAAAUGUCUCACCUGUCAGUGCUGUUCAUAGCAUCUGCCAACUUAAUUACAAAUGUAUUCUAUCGUACCAACUACAAAUAUAGAUCUUUCGUUGAGCCUCAAGCAUGGAUUAUCUACACCUAGGAACAAAUUGGGGAUCACUUCCGUUGCAUUAAGCCUGUUGACCCUCAUAAAAACAUAUUUUCUUUGUCACGUUUAGUUCUAAUGUAUAGGAUAUUCUUCUCUUGUCUUCGAAGUAAUACUAACUAAAUAAAUAAUAUAUUAUUUUAAUAUCUUGUAUUAUAUAUUCCCAUAUCCGUCAAUCCAAUACCCUUCCUCCCUUUAAAUCCCGCCUGGUCGAUUAUUU
Molecule: messenger RNA, 2466 nt
Organism: Nezara viridula (southern green stink bug)
Lineage: Eukaryota; Metazoa; Arthropoda; Insecta; Hemiptera; Pentatomidae
Source: the annotation of a GenBank genome assembly